Messenger RNA from Diabrotica balteata, 492 nucleotides. The record is from the annotation of a GenBank genome assembly. Lineage: Eukaryota; Metazoa; Arthropoda; Insecta; Coleoptera; Chrysomelidae.
AUGAAAGAGAGGCAAAACAUUUGCAACGUUUCUACGAGGAAGUUGCAACUGACGAGGAAGAAUUAUGAACAUUCAGAUUCCGAUGAGUCUAUAGUUGGCAACUUAGAACAUGAAGAUGCUAAUCAUAACUCAGAGUCUGAAUUGGAUGUAUCAGACACCGAAUUAAACGUACAAGAAUGUAUUCCACAAGGUAAAGAAGGUAAAGAAGGUAAAGAAGGUAAAGAAGGUAAAGAAGGUAAAGAAGGUGAAGAAGGUAAAGAAGGUAAAGAAGGUAAAGAAGGUAAAGAAGGUAAAGAAGGUAAAGAAGGUAAAGAAGGUAAAGAAGGUAAAGAAGGUAAAGAAGGUGAAGAAGGUAAAGAAGGUAAAGAAGGUAAAGAAGGUAAAGAAGGUAAAGAAGGUAAAGAAGGUAAAGAAGGUAAAGAAGGUAAAGAAGGCAAAGAAGGUAAAGAAGGUGAAGAAGGUAAAGAAGGUGAAGAAGGUAAAGAAGGUUAA